AUGAGUUCGCGGGGAUUUCAUCUCCUCGGCAAAAAAUCAUGGAACGUCUACAACCCCGCCAACAUCGCCCGCGUGCGGCGCGACGAGGCAGCCGCCCAGGCCCGGGAAGAGGCUGAGGAGCAGCGCAUGCAAGAAGAAGAUGCAGCGCGCCGGCUAGCCAUUCUCCGCGGCGAGGUGCCCCCUCCGCUCGAAGAACCACAACCCGAAGCCCUCGAAGCCGUCGCACCACCGCCACGAGGCCGGGAUCACGACACACACGGCAGCACCAGCUCCGGGCGCAAGCGCAAGCGGCACGGCGAAGACGACACGGAUUUCGAGAUGCGCGUGGCGCGCGAACGGGCCGCCGCGGGCGACCGAGCCGCGCGCGAGCUGGCCCUCACCACCAACGCCACAACCACCACCUCCACCGCCCCGUUAGUCGACAGCAAGGGCCAUCUGACCCUCUUCCCCGAGCCCGAUAUCGACACCGCACGGCCGCGCGAGGGGAAUGCCGAAGCCGAGCGGGAAGCGGCGCGGCGAGAGCGCGAGCUCAAGGACCAGUACCAGAUGCGGCUGGUGAACGCGGCGGGGCGCGACGGGCAAGGGCUGACGGACGGCGGGCCGUGGUAUGCCUCGGCGGCGGGCGAGGGCGAGGGCGAGGAUGGCGCAGGGGCGACAUCUGGCGCGCCGUUGGUGCCGAGCAAGAACGUGUUUGGGCGGGAGGACCCCGGGCGCGGGGCGCGCGCGGCGGCGAGGUUGGAUGCGAGUGACCCGCUGGCGGUGAUGCGGCGCGGGGCGAAGAUGGUGAGGGAGUUGGAGAGGGAGAGGCGGAAGGAGGUGGGGGAGAGGGAAAGGGAUUUGAGGGCGUUGGAGAAGGAGGAGAGGAGGGAGGAGAGGAGGCGGGAGAGGAAGAGGAGGAGGGAGGGGGACUGGCAUGGGAGGUUCGCCGCACAGACGUAA
Messenger RNA from Chaetomium fimeti, 939 nucleotides. RefSeq lists its product as uncharacterized. The transcript has 3 exons. The coding region runs from base 1 to 939 and encodes 312 amino acids. NCBI's taxonomy places the organism in Eukaryota, Fungi, Ascomycota, Sordariomycetes, Sordariales, Chaetomiaceae. The record is from RefSeq and is a predicted model, not a curated record.